UGACUACCUGUAACAGGAAAUAAAAGACCAGAGCUGCAGCUUUCUUACUUUUUGCACAGCAGCUCGAUAAGUGGACCGGGCGGAAAAAUCGAUUUUCAGUCAAAACAACAAUAAUUCAGUCAAUGGCUUGCCAAUUCUACAGUUUCAAAGUAUUUGCUGAUAACAUCCAUGAUGUAGAUAGGUCUACCCUUCCUCUAUCUCAGGCAGAAUUCAGAAGUAGCUGCUGCUCCAAUUCAGAGAGUAGCAUCAACACAACUAAAUUUAACGAGGGUAAAAGAGGCAAAGGAGUUGUUAAAUUCCUAUGAGUCAGUUAGUAAGAAGCUGUGGUGAUGUUCCUCUCUCUGAAAGAGUUUUUAAGAGUACUUGUACUACAGCACCUUUUAUCAUGUCUCACCUUUAUUGCGUAAGUUGUCCAGAUAUGAAACCUCAAAGGCCUGAGUUCUAUAAGCAGUGGGAUGAUGAUGCUAUGUCUAGAGCAAUGAAAGCUGUGCUGGAAACUGGAAUGUCUGUACGUAGAGCUGCUACUGAGUAUAAUGUUCCCAAGUCAACUCUAAAUGACAGAAUACAGGGAAAAGUUAUUCAUGGUUGUCGUAGUGGUCCAUCGCGAUACUUAACUGAGGCAGAGGAAGAAGAACUUCUUCGUUUUUUGAUAAGAAGUGCUUCGAUUGGGUAUCCCAAGUCUAGGAAUGCUGUCAUUGCCCUUGUACAACGAGCCUGUAACAAUAAAGGGUUGUCUGUAACUGUUACUCAUGGGUGGUGGGAGGGUUUUUGCCGAAGAAAUCCAUCAAUUGUUUUGCGAGCUCCUGCACAGUUGUGUUUAGCAAGAGCUAAAGCAUCGGAUCCUGAAGUUUUUGAGCACUAUUUUGAUCUACUUGAAAGUACACUCACUGAAUAUGAUAUUAGUGAUAAACCAAUGCAGAUCUUCAACAUGGACGAAACAGGUGUUCCAUUGAGUCCUGAUUUGCCAAAAGGUGUGUUUAAAAAAGGGUCGAAAGCUGUUGCUGUAACAUCAGGUGAUAAAUCUCAACUGACUGUUGUAGCUUGUGUCAGUGCUGGUGGUUUUUGCAUCCCUCCUAUGGUCAUUCUUGAUCGCAAAACUUUACAUCCAGAUAUGACAAUUGGUGAGCUGCCUGGAACAACAUAUGGGCUUUCUUCCAAAGGGUGGAUUGAUUCUGAAUUGUUUAAUAUGUGGUUCAAUGGUCAUUUUUUGCGUUACGCUCCUCCAGUUAGGCCGUUACUUCUUUUAAUGGAUGGGCACUCAACUCACUUUUGUCCCGAGACAAUAAGGUUGGCAUCAGAACAAGAUGUUGUCAUUUUUACACUGCCUCCCAAUACUACCCAUUUAGCACAACCUCUGGACAAAGGUUGCUUCGGCCCCUUAAAAGCUGAAUGGAAGAAGGUAUGUCACGAGCAUCUUGUAAAGGAGGGACGAGUUGUUACACGUUACUCUUUUUCGAAAUUAUUUGGUCAAGCUUGGAUGCGCUCCAUGACAAUUAAAAAUAUAAUCGCAGGAUUUCGUGUAACUGGUGUUUAUCCCUUAGACCGAUCCAAAUUAUUGGGUAAAGAUGAAGAAGAUGUUUCAAAAGUAAUACCUUUUAAUCCUAUGAUAAGCCGUUCACCUUAUCCAAAGAAGGUACGUGCCUGCACCUCUGAUGAAGCUAAUGAGGAUUUUGUGAAAGAAUCGGUUAAGAAAUCUAAGGAAGAAGCUGAUAAGAAAUGAAAGGAAGGCUUUGGUACUUAUACAUGUAGCCUUGACCCUGAUGGAGAUGAUUCAGAUGAUCAUGUUAUGAUGGCUAAACAGACGAGUCACCCUCUUAAAGCUGCUUUGGAACAUCCAUCACCAAUGCCUAAGGUUAAUCCUCAUGUACAAAGCAAUGCUAAGUCGUCACGUGUAUUAACUAGUGCUCAAAAUCUUAAGAUCCUCAAUGAGAAGCAGCAGUUAAAGGAGCAAAAAAUAAAACUAAAGGAAGAGAAGCAGAGAUUGCGAGCAGAAAAGGCCAGACAGAAAGAAGAAAAGCAGAAAGAUAAGUCAGUGCAAAGGAGGUGUACUAAGAAAACUAUUGAAACAGAAGAUACUUUUACAGAAGAAAUUGAUGGUGAAGAAAUACAUGUUGAAUCUGAUGUUGAUCAAUCUGUUUUUAGUGAUACUGUUAUUGAAGGAGAUAUUGAGAAAGAAGAAGAUAUAGGAGCUACUACCAAUUUAAGUGAAAUGAAGUCAAUCCCUGAAACAAGUGGUGUUAUGACUAGAGGAAGGAAAGCAUUGCUUACUGAUGGUACUGAAAGAACUGUUAAGAUAAAAGGUGUUGCAGUGGGGAAAAAGGAAGUACUUUCUGGGAAAAAGGGAGAAACUUAAAAGAAAGCAAAAGAAAAGGUCCCAGUAGUGACAAGAGGAAAAACAAAAAAGGAUAUUCUUAUGGAAAAAGCAGCUGAUAGAGUAACUACUACAGGAAGGAAGCCGCUCCCUAAACCAUCGAGAUCUGAUGUAGAAGAUCAUGUAUAUACCAUUGAAAGUGAAGGCAGUACUGAUGAAGAAGAUGACUGGUGGAUCAAAGAUCUUGGUUUAAAGCAGGAUGAUUACUGGGUGCUGAAGGAUGGAGGACACUUGUCAGAUAGGGUUAUUAAUGCUUCACAACUGAUGUUAAAGGAACAAUAUAAAGUUGAGGGACUUCAGAGUACUUUGUGUGGGGAAAAUUUGAGUUUUAGACCUCCAUGUAAAUCUGAUGCUUGUAUUGUUCAAAUUUUGCAUACAGGUAGAUAUUAAAAACUAUUUUAAAAUAUUUUAUUGCCUUAGGUAAUUCACACUG
Molecule: messenger RNA, 2804 nt
Organism: Amphimedon queenslandica
Lineage: Eukaryota; Metazoa; Porifera; Demospongiae; Haplosclerida; Niphatidae
Product: jerky protein-like
Exons: 12
Coding region: 1787-2353 (188 amino acids)
Cellular component (GO): nucleus
Molecular function (GO): DNA binding
Source: RefSeq, a predicted model, not a curated record